Marmota flaviventris (yellow-bellied marmot) is the source of this 1038-nucleotide messenger RNA. RefSeq names its product hes related family bHLH transcription factor with YRPW motif like (gene Heyl). Lineage: Eukaryota; Metazoa; Chordata; Mammalia; Rodentia; Sciuridae. Gene Ontology annotation, biological process: regulation of DNA-templated transcription. Gene Ontology annotation, molecular function: DNA binding; protein dimerization activity. The record is from RefSeq and is a predicted model, not a curated record.
CGCCAUGAAGCGGCCCAGGGAGCCGAGCGGCUCCGACUGUGAGUCCGACGGACCCAUCGACGUGGGCAGCGAAGGCGAUCUGAGCCAGAUGGCCAGACCGCUGUCCUCUCCCAGCCCUUCGCAGAUGCAAGCCAGGAAGAAACGCAGAGGGAUCAUAGAGAAACGGCGUCGAGAUCGCAUAAACAGCAGCCUUUCUGAAUUGCGGCGCUUAGUCCCCACUGCCUUUGAGAAACAGGGUUCUUCCAAGCUGGAGAAAGCUGAGGUCUUGCAGAUGACGGUGGAUCACUUGAAAAUGCUCCAUGCCACUGGUGGGACAGGAUUCUUUGAUGCCCGAGCCCUGGCAGUUGACUUCAGGAGCAUUGGUUUUCGCGAGUGCCUCACUGAGGUCAUCAGGUACCUGGGGGUCCUGGAAGGGCCCAGCAGCCGAGCAGACCCUGUCCGGAUUCGCCUUCUCUCCCACCUCAACAGCUACGCGGCUGAGAUGGAGCCUUCGCCCACGCCUGCUGGCCCCCUGGCUUUCCCUGCUUGGCCCUGGUCUUUCUUCCAUAGUUGUCCAGGGCUGCCAGCCCUGAGCAACCAGCUCACCAUCCUGGGAAGUGUGCCUGGCCCUGUCCUCCCCAGCACCUCCUCUCCUGCUUACCCCAUCCCAGCCCUCCGAACCGCACCCAUUCGCAGGGCCACUGGUACCAUCCUGCCUGCCCGGAGGAAUUUAUUGCCCAGUCGAGGGGCAUCUUCCACCCAGAGGGCCCGCCCCCCAGAGAGGCCAGCUGCCCCUCUUCCCAUGGCCUCCAGCAGCAGGGCUGCCAGGAGCAGCCACACCGUUCCCCUCCUGCAGUCCUCCUCCCCAAGAUCCCCUGGUGCUGUGGGCUCCGCAGCUUAUGUGGCUGUGCCAGUCUCCAGUCCAUCUCCCACAGGGCCAGCUGGGAGGCCUGCAGGUGCUGUGCUCUACCACUCCUGGGUCUCUGAAAUCACUGAAAUUGGAGCUUUCUGAGCUUACUCCCCCACCCCCAGGCUCCCAGGAUCACAAGAAAGGUUCUU